GACGAUGAAGCUUCCGGUGCUUCCACUUCCGGCCGGAAGCGCUGUGUCAGGGUGCAGGGACUGAGCAAGAUGGCGGCUGCGGCAGUAAUUGAGUUUCAGAGAGCACAAGAAAUGGUGGGGACGGACCGUGCGGCGAGUAUAGACAUACUGCAGUCUAUAGUGAAGCGAGACAUCCAAGAAAGCGAUGAGGAGGCCUUGCGAGUCAAGGAGCAGAGUAUCAUGGAGCUGGGCGGGCUUCUGGCCAAGACGGGACAAGCUGCAGAACUUGGGGGACUCUUAAAAUAUGUCCGACCCUUCCUGAAUUCUAUCAGCAAAGCCAAAGCAGCCAGACUUGUGCGCUCUCUUCUGGAUUUGUUUCUUGAUAUGGAAGCAGCAACUGGUCAGGAGGUGGAGCUCUGCCUAGAAUGCAUUGAAUGGGCCAAAGCUGAGAAAAGAACCUUCCUACGCCAAGCACUGGAGGCACGACUUGUAUCACUGUACUUUGAUACCAAACGAUAUCAAGAGGCGUUGCAUUUAGGUUCCCAGCUACUCAGGGAGCUAAAAAAGAUGGAUGAUAAAGCCCUCCUGGUUGAAGUACAGUUACUGGAAAGCAAGACCUAUCAUGCUCUUAGCAACUUACCGAAAGCUCGCGCUGCACUGACAUCAGCACGUACCACCGCCAAUGCCAUCUACUGUCCUCCCAAGCUGCAGGCUGCUUUAGAUAUGCAGUCAGGCAUUAUCCAUGCUGCGGAGGAGAAGGAUUGGAAAACGGCAUACUCUUAUUUCUAUGAAGCAUUUGAAGGAUACGAUUCAAUAGAUAGUCCCAGAGCUAUUACAGCCCUGAAGUACAUGCUGCUGUGUAAGAUUAUGCUGAACACCCCUGAGGAUGUGCAAGCCCUGGUCAGUGGCAAGCUGGCGCUCCGUUAUGCUGGACGACAGACAGAAGCAUUGAAGUGCGUGGCUCAAGCUAGCAAGAACCGUUCACUUGCCAACUUUGAGAAGGCAUUGACAGAUUAUAAGGCAGAAUUACAGGAUGACCCGAUAAUCAGAACGCACUUGGCUAAACUGUAUGACAAUUUGUUGGAACAAAAUCUAAUCAGAGUGAUUGAACCAUUUUCCAGAGUACAGAUUGAUCACAUAUCUAGCCUCAUUAAGCUAUCCAAACCUGAGGUGGAACGUAAACUCUCUCAGAUGAUCCUAGACAAGAAAUUUCAUGGUAUCCUAGACCAAGGAGAGGGUGUCCUGAUCAUUUUUGAUGAGCCCCCUGUGGAUAAGACAUAUGAAGCCGCUUUGGAGACCAUCCAGAAUAUGAGCAAGGUUGUGGAUUCUCUGUACAACAAGGCCAAGAAACUGACAUAGACCUCCAGAACGUCUGGCCUUUGGACAGUCUGAGUGGCAGGAGCGACACCCCCAUCUUUGUGGGGUGGUGGGAUGGGGGAACAUUUUAUUUUCUGUAACAAAAUUUUGUUUUCACUCUGAGCAUUUUUUAAUGUCCAGCCUUGACCUCCUUAUAGUUCCCAUUUAUUACUCACAGCCCAAAGGGUCUUGCAUAUUAUUCUACACUGAUCUCAACCACUGUAUUAAUUUCCAGUCAAUGAAUAAUCCUGAGGUAGUGAUUCAUUCUGCCUUGUUUUAUAGGGUUUUGUGUUAUCGGCAAGCAGGCCUCAGGAUUUCUUCAGAGCUAAUGUGUGGUACCUAAAGUUCUCUAGCUCCCAUUUAAAAAUAUCUCAGCUAGGUUACACUUUGGCACAAACAGAGCGGGUGUGAAGGGAGGGUGGGUAAUGGACGGCUUUGCUCUAGAAUGGGUUUCCUACUUUCUAGUAAGUUAAAUAAAUAUAUAAUUGUUCCUUAAAAGGGUAUUACGUUUGCUGCUCCCCACAUUACCUCUUCAUCCUGGGCUCCUGCCCCUGCUAAAAUCCCGUUAAUAUUUUGGGUUUUGGUAUCCCAUACAAGGUGCAGUUCCCACCAGCUGAAGCCAGAGUAUAUCUGAUGUUCAGAUGUGUUCCAAUAAAGAUCUUUGUUUUGUUUGUU
Messenger RNA from Bombina bombina (fire-bellied toad), 2010 nucleotides. RefSeq names its product proteasome 26S subunit, non-ATPase 11 (gene PSMD11). The record is from RefSeq and is a predicted model, not a curated record. NCBI's taxonomy places the organism in Eukaryota, Metazoa, Chordata, Amphibia, Anura, Bombinatoridae. Gene Ontology annotation, biological process: ubiquitin-dependent protein catabolic process. The transcript has 14 exons. Gene Ontology annotation, molecular function: structural molecule activity; protein binding. Gene Ontology annotation, cellular component: proteasome regulatory particle, lid subcomplex. The coding region runs from base 70 to 1338 and encodes 422 amino acids.